AUGAAUCACGACAUCCAGGCUCAGUUCCCAACUACGAUUGACCAGCCGUUGGACGGCCUCAAUAUAGGGCUUAGCACAGGCCGCUUCUCAUCAGAAGACUUGGUCCGAACCCAUCUGCGCCGGAUCCAUCAAGUCAAUCACCGGAUGAGAUGUGUUGCCCAGCUUGAUCCCACCGUCCUGGGCUGGACCAGGCAAAAACUGCCGAUACAUGGUGUAACCAUGCUGAUAAAGAACCAGAUUGCAAUCUCCAAUAUGAAUUGCACCUCGGGAACUACUGCGUUCCUGGGAGCGCAAACAGGCCGUGAUGCUUCUAUUGUCUCCAGGCUGCGCGAACGAGGUGUUAUCGUUCUAGGAACUUCAAAUUUGACGCGCAAAGAAGGCCCCGGCACCGAAGAAGGGUAA
Messenger RNA from Clonostachys rhizophaga, 402 nucleotides. Lineage: Eukaryota; Fungi; Ascomycota; Sordariomycetes; Hypocreales; Bionectriaceae. The record is from the annotation of a GenBank genome assembly.